This is a messenger RNA of Spinacia oleracea (spinach), 657 nucleotides long. Its product is annotated as protein CHLORORESPIRATORY REDUCTION 42, chloroplastic. The transcript has 2 exons. Bases 112 to 531 code for a protein of 139 amino acids. The record is from RefSeq and is a predicted model, not a curated record. Lineage: Eukaryota; Viridiplantae; Streptophyta; Magnoliopsida; Caryophyllales; Amaranthaceae. Gene Ontology annotation, biological process: NADH dehydrogenase complex (plastoquinone) assembly.
UACACCAUCAAAAGUUUACAAGAGCCACAUAAAACUUUUUGUUAUCUCUUUCCUUCCCUUCCCUUACCUUACCUCUCUACAAACUACUCGAACUACUUGUGUUCAUCAUCAAUGUCACUUUCUUUAUCUUCCAUCAUCAUAUGUAAGCCAUACCCAAACCAUCAAACCUCUUCAACGACAUCGUUUCCAACACCUAUUAUCAGUAUUCGAACACGAACACGAACACGAAAACGAGGGUUUGUUUUCAAAUGUGAACUUCUCAAUGAACAAUCAUUCCCAGAAAAGACAACAAGGAAAGAUGCAUCUAAUAAGUUGAUAAUAGGUUCUCCAGUUAUUAUUACUGAGGCUCCUGAAAUGAUUAAGACAGCUGCUUCUGUUCCUUGCCUUAGAGUUAAUAAUGGCUUAGUUAAUACUGGUGAUGUUGGAAGGAUUGUAUCUAGAAAACCUAUGGAUGUAUGGGCUAUCCGUUUGAGCAUUGGAACAUAUCUUAUAGAUAGGAAAUACUUCAAACCUCUCGAAUUGGAUGAAUGAUGGAACUUUUGGAUCCAUAGGAAUCGAAGUUGUUUACUCAAGCAACCAACCUUAAACAGUCAGUAAUAUGUAUCAAAAUGAUAUGUUUGUGAAGUGAAAAAUCUGAGAAAAAAGUUUCAAAUUCAA